This is a messenger RNA of Calypte anna (Anna's hummingbird), 966 nucleotides long. It is a transcript of the gene PSMA3, whose product is annotated as proteasome subunit alpha 3. Bases 57 to 824 code for a protein of 255 amino acids. Gene Ontology annotation, cellular component: synapse; nucleus; proteasome core complex, alpha-subunit complex. The transcript has 11 exons. NCBI's taxonomy places the organism in Eukaryota, Metazoa, Chordata, Aves, Apodiformes, Trochilidae. Gene Ontology annotation, biological process: ubiquitin-dependent protein catabolic process. The record is from RefSeq and is a predicted model, not a curated record.
GUUGUUGGGGGGGUGGUGGGGAGGCUCGGUCGGGCUGUGCUGAGGCGGCCGCCACCAUGAGCUCCAUCGGUACCGGGUACGACCUGUCAGCCUCCACGUUUUCUCCAGAUGGCAGAGUGUUUCAAGUCGAAUAUGCUAUGAAAGCUGUGGAGAACAGUAGUACAGCAAUUGGGAUAAGAUGCAAAGAUGGUGUUGUCUUUGGAGUGGAAAAAUUAGUUCUGUCCAAGCUUUAUGAAGAGGGUUCUAACAAACGGCUCUUUAAUGUUGACAGACACGUGGGCAUGGCAGUUGCAGGACUCCUGGCAGAUGCUCGCUCUCUGGCAGACAUUGCAAGAGAAGAGGCUUCAAACUUUAGGUCCAACUACGGCUAUGACAUUCCACUGAAGCACCUUGCAGACAGAGUGGCCAUGUACGUGCAUGCCUACACCCUGUACAGUGCUGUCAGACCUUUUGGCUGCAGUUUCAUGCUGGGGUCCUAUGAUGAGGAUGAUGGUGCACAGCUGUACAUGAUUGAUCCAUCAGGAGUUUCAUACGGUUAUUGGGGGUGUGCCAUUGGCAAAGCCAGACAGGCUGCAAAAACGGAGAUAGAAAAACUUCAGAUGAAAGAAAUGACCUGCCGUGAUGUUGUUAAAGAGGUUGCAAAAAUAAUCUACAUAGUUCAUGAUGAAGUAAAGGAUAAAGCUUUUGAGCUGGAACUCAGCUGGGUUGGAGAAAUAACCAAUGGAAAACAUGAAAUUGUUCCCAAAGACAUCAGAGAAGAAGCAGAAAAAUAUGCCAAGGAAUCUUUGAAAGAGGAAGAUGAAUCAGAUGAUGACAAUAUGUAACACAUUGUUACUUCAAGACAAGUUCAACUUUUCUUAACUUUAAAGCAGGUUUGUUUAUCAUGUAGUCAGCAUGGGAUGCUAUUGUGUGCUCAUUGGAAGAACCUGAGUGACCAACUUGCACUAAUAAAUUUUCCAUUUUACU